Cylas formicarius (sweet potato weevil) is the source of this 4488-nucleotide messenger RNA. Its product is annotated as myosin-6-like. The transcript has 14 exons. The coding region runs from base 103 to 4260 and encodes 1385 amino acids. The record is from RefSeq and is a predicted model, not a curated record. Lineage: Eukaryota; Metazoa; Arthropoda; Insecta; Coleoptera; Brentidae.
UAUAACGUUUUGUGUGAUUUGAACUUUAAUAAGUAGUGAUGUAUUUUGAACUUGGGAUUGGGAUAAUUGGAAGUUUCUAUAUUUGAAUGUAAUUAAUCUAUAAUGGAUCCAAUAAACGUGUCCGGUACAAAUAAAGAAAUGGAUGUUGCUACAAUAUCUAGAAAUAUUUACAUAUCCUGUGACACUGAUAAUACGGACUCGGUUUCGGUUUCCAAAUUGAUCGAAUUUAUUAAGCCUUAUAUGACAGAAAAUUUGAGUGCCCUGGAAGAGCUCCAGUUAGCGUUAGAUCCGGAUAAGAAGGAUAUUAAUAUUCCUAAUGCUCUGUUUAUGGAAGUAAUGAUUAAAUGGAGUCAGAAAAUGGCUGGUUCUUCAGAUUCGGAACAUGAUUUUAACAGGACACCUAACCACUUAAUUGUAUUGGAAGAUAAGGACUUACCCUAUACUCAUUCAACACCUAGAGCAAGUUUAGGAGAUAAACUUCUAAAGUGCAAAGAUCUCUUAAAUCUAUCAAAUGUGUCUGCGUAUAGCUUGUCCACCAGUAAAUUGGAGGAUACAAAUCCUGUGGACCUCACAGUUCUCGAGGAAGAAGUUAAAAGGUUACAGCAUCAGCUUUCAAAAACAGCGGAUGAGUUGUCGAUGACAAGACAACAAGUGGCGCUUUUAGAAGAUCAAAAUGAGGUGCUGCAUGCGGAUAUCGUCAGGUUGAAUAAAAAAUUAACUUCCGAACAACACAUUUUGGAGCAGCACCAAAAGGACAAAAUUUAUAUCGAAGGAUUACGCGAGGAAAUAGCAUGUUCAAAGAAAGUUGCGGAAGAAUAUAAAAAGAAACUGAUCGCUUCUGAAAAAGACACCUUCUAUUUAAACGAGUUGUUAAAGAAUAUGGAGAAAGAAAAAUGCGCUCUAGAAAAUAAGAAUGAGAUGUUCUGUAAACAGCUGAAAGAUGCAUUGAAAGAAAAUUUUGAAAUGCAUACCAUAGUUGAAUCAAAGGAUCAGGGAAUUGCCGAAAUAAAACAAAAAUAUGAUGACUUAAAGGUUCAAUGUUCUAAACAAAGAGAUUUUAUUGAUCAACUGGAAAAUGCAAAGGAAAUAUUAGAGCACCAAAAGUGCACCUUAGAAAACACAUUGAAGGAAAAGUCUACAUUCAACUCUCUAGGUAAUGCAUCUCUGUCUGCAGGCAAAUAUCAAAAAUUAAUAUCCAACAUACAGAUUCAAUCGAAUCAAAGUAUACUGAGACAGGUAUUGGUUAAACACUCGACCCCAAUGAAAUGUUUGGCACAAAAUAUAAUUGGUAAAGAUGAAUCAAACCAUGUGACAGAUAUUUCCUGUAUUCUCCCGUCGGAUGAUUGCCAUGUGAGUUUCGGGAAAUCUCUAAUUGUUUCUAAUAAUACCGCAGGAUGUAAGGAAGGAAACGACAGUAGCGAAGAGGAUGUUGCGUGGAAAGUACCAGCCGAUAAAUCUGAAGAAUAUAAUGAUGCACCUUGCACCACUAAUGAAAUUGAAUCAUUGGAAACUGAGCUGCAAAGGAUAAAGGCUUUUCCAAUCUCUUACCAACACAGUACUAUUCUAUAUGAACGCGAUGAGCAGAUUAUAGAACUAGAGGAGGAAGUAGACAAGUUAAAAAAGGAGAUUGAGUAUUUCAAAGAGGAAAGUGCAAUUUGCGCAAUGAAUUUAAAGUGUCAGAUUGUAAAGCCUGCAGAAAUCCAGCAAUCUAUCAUCUCGCUUGGUAAUGAGGUUGAUUUUUGUAAAGACAAAAUCGAUAAAUUAAAGACCAAAAUACCCAUGACAUGUAAUAAAGAAGUUCAAGUAGAUUUGUUUAGUGAUGGGGACCUCAAGAAAGAAUUAAGCGAAAUCUCUAUGGAGAAAGAACAAACUGAAAAGCGUUUUGAAGGUUUUAGAGAGGAGGCAAAGGUCAAAGAGCGCGAAUUCAACGACAAAGUUUUAAAUUUAGAAAAUGAUCUACAAAACUACCAAAAUCUUGUUACGAUGCUUCGUAAUAAUGUGUCAGAACUUCAAAACGUUAAACGAGAACUCGAACAUGAAAAAAGCGAAUUAGUGGUGAAUUUGAGAAGGUUGGAAACUGCAAACCAGAGCAUGUCAAAGGCAUUAGAAGACACAACAAGUAAAAUCAAAUAUUUGAGUGGGGAAAUUGAGCGGAAGGAAUUCGAAGUGAAACAGUGUAAGGAAGUUUGUGAGAAAAGAUAUGCAAUAGAGUUUGAAGAAAGAACCAGAAUAUUUAAAGAGAAUUUAGAAAUAGAGUUGAAAAAGAAAUUAGAGAAAGAUAGGUCACAAAAUCAGUUGCAAUCAAAAAUUGUGGAACUAAAUAAGAAAAUACAAAAUUUGGAGAUUAGUAAAAAUACUUUGCAAUCAGAAUGUGAAUCAAAUAACCGGCUUAAGGACGAUUUGCACACUAUGCAGUUAGAACUUGCUGUUAAACAAAAACACAAUGACCAUUUAAUUGAAGAGCAUAAGAAAUUGUCUGAAUCCUAUGAACAGUUGAAAAUUGAGCACGCUCAGGCUGUGGCUUCUUACCAUGCUGAGGUUAAUAUCGCGCAAGAGCUGAACGGGGAACUUUCUAAAGCAAAAAAGCUGUAUGAAAAAAGUGUAUGGCAGAUUGAACAAAACGAGAAAGACAUUCAAAAAUUCGUUAACGAUGUAUCUUUGUUAAAUGGGCAAAUUGACAAUCAAUUCAAAGAAAUAAACGGUAUUAAAGUUGCUAUGGAAAAGAAGAAUAAAGAGUGUAAUGCAUUAAGAGAUGAGCUGAAAAAAGUGAAUGCAGUCAACAGUACGCUUGAAAUUCAGUUGGAACAUAUGAAAUUAGAAAAUGAAAAGUUUAAUGACAUUUAUAUUAAAUAUAACAAUAUAUUAGUUCAAAUUGAAGCGCAAAAGAAUGAGGAAAAAGAUUUGGAGGGUGAAAUCUCUGAUAAGGAUACGAAAUUAGAAGAAUUAAGAGCCGAAAGAGGUGAAAUGGUCACUCGAGAAGAACUUGCCGCAGUUUCUGGAGUGAAUGUAGGUAGGAGUAAAUUAGUGAAAACUACUUCAAAGCAAGGCGGCAAUGUCGAAAGAAAAACUUCAUUCUCAAAGCAACAGGUGUUGAUUGAAAAAUUAAAAGAAAAACUUGAACGCCUUGAGACACAAUUAGUGGAAGAAAGGGAAAGGAGUAAUGAGUUGGCUAAUAAGUUGAAACUAACCGCACCACCUCUCCACAAUGAUGUAGAUGAAAAACUAGUUUUGCAAGAUUUGGAAAUGAAACUCUCUGACGCAGAACACAAAUAUGAAACGCUUUAUACCGAAAUUUUGGCAAAAGAUUCUCAAAUUGACGAAGCUAAUGAAAAAUACAAAAAAUUAUUGCAACUUGGCCAAUCUGAAAACUUAAGAACGACAGAGCUAAUGAAAACUGAAGAAAGAAUAAUGGUAUCCAGUACAGAAGUGAAUUUGUUUGAUCCGUUCAAAUUCACCAAAAGUGAUGGAAAUUCCGUUAAGAAAUUUGAAAAAUCUUUAAGUUGUCCGUCUAGUCCAAAUUCCCCAUCUGAAGAUGUUCUACACACAAAAAUUGUCCAGCCAAAUAGUGAACUACAUUUGAUUCAACUACCUACUUUUAAGUUUUCCGAUUUUUCUGAUCAGCUUUUAGAAGAAGUAGGUUCAAGGGAAGGAAGUCAGGGAAAGAAAUUUAGUAAGAGUGAAAUGGAAACGAUGGUUACCACACUGGCUGUGCAGUUUCUUUCGAAUUCGCGAGAUUUAAUGGAAAGGGUGGUUCAUGAGACCAAUAAAUAUAAAUUGGAAUAUGUUGGUCUCAUGUCACUUUGGUGGGAGAUAUCUAAUCGUCUAAGGGAACAUCGAGGUAAACCUACAAAGGCGGUUUUUGUUUUGUUAGAAGAGCUAAAAUUAAGAAUGGGAGAUUUAUUGCAGACGACCGGGCAAGUGGGAAUAUUGCUCCACGAAAGUAGGAUGAGAAAGUGUUGGAAUUUGGCGACCAACUAUAUGACCACGCUGAGACAAGAAAAUGAGAAAUUGCAGAAGAACGGGGCCAGUUUUGAAAAUAUGUCCAGGCAUAAUGCCUGUUCAUCAGAAUCAGAUCAAUUCAAAGAAAGGACCAAUUGCAAAUCUAAGUUAUUGGUAGCCAUAUCUAUCGGAGCCCUGGCCCUUAUAUCCAGUUUAUGUGUAGUGCUCCAUCUGCAUUGUAGACUGACUAGUUCCGAAAUUCAGUAUUGCCCCUUGGAUGGAAUUAUAACUAGACAAGCCAUAGGAAUUCCGCCCAUGUAAGGUCCACAUUCUCGAAUUACUAAAUUAUUCAAAAUUAUUUGUUGUAAAUAUUAAGAAAAAUGUAGUCGUUUUUUGUUUUGUUGUUGAUUUUAUAUUAGAUAUUUUUUAUGGAUUUGCUUUUUUGCCUCGUAUCUGCGUUAUUAGAUUUUUUAAAAAACCCUUUUUGUUUUGAGUAAAGACCAUGGAUACUGUGGAUGUUCCACUGAUCUUUUCCAAAAUCAGCCCUAC